Molecule: messenger RNA, 408 nt
Organism: Coprinopsis cinerea okayama7#130
Lineage: Eukaryota; Fungi; Basidiomycota; Agaricomycetes; Agaricales; Psathyrellaceae
Exons: 3
Coding region: 1-408 (135 amino acids)
Source: RefSeq, a predicted model, not a curated record
AUGCUUCAGCUUCUCACUUGCGAUGGCGACGGCGACGAGGCGUUUAGCUCCAAAGCAUGCUUCGCAGUUCUGGUUCUGGUAGACCAUGCACCAUACAUAUCCCUUUCUCCAUCGUUCCAAGCUCGAACGGCUGAGGAGCUCUCGGAACUCGUUGAAAACCCCCGGCUAAAUCCCAUCAUCGUGAUCGGUCGGCUGACGAUGAGUGGCUUUAAUUGGACGUUUGGUGAUAGAGAUAGCCUGCCUUGCGACUGGGUUCUACGGCCAACUUCUACUCCUACGGCCAACUUCUACUCCUACGACCAGCUUCUCAUACGACCGCCUCCUACGACCGCCUUCUCCGACUGCCUACUAGCUUCUACGACCAGCUUCUACGACCAGCUAGCUUACACAACCGCAUUCUCCGACUAG